UGUCGAACAGAACCACAAAUAUCAGCUGUGGAUACACGUGCAUUUGACUAGCAAAAUAUAGAAAGAAAAUAUCAAGUUCGUUCCGCACAAUUUUCUUUUCUUUUUCACUUUCAUUGGUUGCAAAAACCAUUCAAAAUGGCACAACAUUCGUGUCAUCUGGACCUAACGAAUUUCCGUUUCAAUAUUUUUACCCCGGCGGAGACCGAACUGUUAAGUGUUGCGAAAAUCGAAAAUGACCAUUUGGUGGAUGCAGCCGGUUUUCCCAUUCCGGGUGGUUUAUACGAUCCUGCAAUGGGACCGUACGAUUAUGAUUCCGGAUCAUGCCAAACGUGUGGCAACUCAUUUGUGGACUGUGUUGGUCAUAUGGGACACAUUAAAUUGUGUAAACCGGUCUACAAUCGAAUUUUUGGUCGAGCCGUUUACAGUAUCAUGCGAAUGAGCUGUCUGCAUUGCUUCAAGCUGCAGUUGCCAGAUGAAGAAAUUGAAAUCCUUCGACUUCAACUACGGCUCACCGAAUUGGGAUACGUUCGUGAAUCGCAGGAACUUGAAAUAAUGAAGGCAUCGCUGAUGAUGUCCUCUGCAGAACGGGAAAAUAAAGUCGCGGAGUAUGAAGCUCUCAUCGAGAAAAAUCAACCGAAUCCGGAUUGCCGUACAAAAACAACCGAAGAACAACGAAUGUCACUUGUUAAUCCGGUCAUUCUAAGCCGACCUAAGUCGAAAAAUUGUAUUCACUGCAGACAGGUGUUGUCUACCUUUAAAUACACACAGAACAGACUGAUACGCAGCGUUCUCAAAGCGGAACUACAACAGACUCUCGGUGUCGAAGCUGCCCGAGCAGCAGAUGUGCCAGUGCUACCAGAGGAGUGUCGAGAUUAUCUACGCAACAUCUACAAACAAAAUCCGGACUUGUUAAACCUUCUCUUUCCAUCAUUGAAGGCUCACAAUAAAUUACCGCAUCCUGUUGACAUUUGCUUCACGGACAUCAUUCCUGUGACACCAAUCAACACACGACCGCAACUGAAAGUCGAAGGUGGCCGUACCACUAAGCACCACGAACAGACGCAGAUGUACAUCAACAUUAUUUUGGAGAAUUCAACGUUAAAAUUGAUCAUGGACCAGGCGGACAAGUUUGCAGCGGAGAAUAUACUGAACGAGAAAAUGUUGAAGGCUUGGCAGAAGUUGCAGUCGUGCGUCGACCAGUUGUGGGACGAGAAAAUGGGAUUCGAAAGAGGUUUCAAGGGCUUGAAACAGUUAAUCGAGAAGAAGGAAGGAAUCAUUCGGAUGCACAUGCUCGGAAAGCGCGUCAACUUUGCGGGGCGUACGGUCAUUACUCCAGAUCCCUACAUCAAUGUCGAUGAAAUCGGUAUACCCGAAGUGUUUGCCAAACAACUAACGUAUCCGGUUCCCGUGACAGAGUGGAAUGCCGAUGAGCUGCGUAAAUACGUGAUUAAUGGUCCAAACGUGCAUCCAGGCGCCAAAUUCAUCGAGGAAGGAAGCAGCAACAAAAUAAUUCCCGGUCACAGUAAGGCUGUACGGGAGAGUAUGGCAAAAACACUUCUCGUCAGCAAUGGACCGAAAGUCGUUCAUCGUCACUUGUUGAACGGCGACAUUCUACUGCUAAAUCGUCAACCAUCCCUGCAUCGGCCGAGUAUAAUGGCGCACAAAGUGAAAGUAAUGAAACACGAGAAGACGUUGCGUUUGCACUAUUCCAACUGCAAGUCGUACAACGCCGAUUUCGAUGGAGACGAAAUGAAUUGUCACUGUCCGCAAAAUGAACUGGCUAGAAGUGAAGCUUACAAUUUGGUCAAUGUGGCCAAUAAUUUUCUGGUGCCCAAAGAUGGUACACCGUUGGGAGGAUUGAUUCAAGAUCAUGUAGUUGCUGGCGUUAAAAUGACAAUGCGCGGACGGUUUUUCAAUCGAGAGGACUACCAUCAAUUGGUGUUCGUUGCACUUAGCCACAUAAAACGAGACCUGGAAUUGUUACCACCAGCGAUCAUUAAGCCGGUUGCUCUAUGGUCUGGCAAACAGAUUUUAUCGACGAUAAUCAAAAAUAUUUCGCCGAAGAACAAGGGAAUCAAUCUCAAAUCGACCAUCAAGAUCACGUCACGCAUGUGGGAGACAAGUGAACCGCGUGAGAUGUUAGCUGGUGGCACCAGAUUAAGGGACAAUGAAAUGACGGAAACGGAAGUGAUUAUACGUGGUGGGGAUAUUGUGGCUGGUGUCUUUGACAAAACACAUUUUGGUGCCACACCACACGGUCUGAUUCACUGCAUGUACGAGUUGUAUGGCGGGGCGGUGUCCAGUCAAUUGCUUUCAUCGUUUUCGAAAUUAUUCACUUUCUUCCUGCAACGGGAAGGUUUCUCGCUAGGCGUGCACGAUAUAUUGGUGACGCCAAAGGCUGAUAAGAAGAGGAAGAAAUAUUUGAAGAAAAUCGAAAAGAUCGGCGUGGAUAUUGUUGCCGGAGCAUUGGAAUGCGAUCCGAAUAUUUCGUCAUCGGAAUUGGCCGUCAAAAUGGAAGAAGAGUACAACAGGAAUCCUCAUUUCCGAACGAUUUUGGAUCGUCACUACAAAGGUGGUCUGGGUCUCUAUGUGAACAAGAUAAACAAAGUUUGUGUACCCGACGGUCUACUGUGUAAAUUUCCCGAGAACAAUUUACAGUUGAUGGUUGGAUCUGGUGCCAAGGGAUCGUCCGUCAACACGGUACAAAUUUCCGGUUCAUUGGGACAAAUGGAAUUGGAAGGUAAACGUCCGCCGCUCAUGAUUUCCGGUAAAUCGUUGCCCAGUUUCAAUGCAUUCGAGACAUCUCCGAAAUCUGGUGGUUUCAUUGUUGGUCGUUACAUGACUGGCAUUUCGCCGCAAGAAUUUUUCUUCCAUUGCAUGGCUGGUCGAGAAGGUUUGAUCGAUACAGCCGUCAAAACCAGUAGAUCCGGUUACUUGCAACGAUGCCUUGUCAAGCAUUUGGAAGGGCUUCUCGUGCAUUAUGACAUGACUGUGAGGGACAGUGAUAAAUGCGUCGUUCAGUUCAUGUACGGAGAAGAUGGAAUGGACACGAUGAAGGUGCCAUUUUUGAAUUCGAAGCACAUUGCCUUCUUGGACGCCAAUCGUCACGUAAUUGAAAACGAGGAAGUGGACGAGAAAUUGCAGAAUGACUACGAGAUCGAGCGCAAAAUUCAGAAGCACAAGAAAUCGAUCAAAUCGUGGGCGAAGAAACAUGGCAGCAAUCCGGCACGCCGAAGCUAUUUCUCGCAGUUCAUCGACGAUCAAGGUGUCGGAGUCGAUGAUAAAAGAGAAAUUCUGGACAAAUGGACACAGAUGCUGGAGAACGACGCUGGCUUGAAAGCGAAGUAUAAAAAAAUGAACAUGAAACGUCCCGAUCCGGCAAUAAGUAAGUAUCAGCAAGACAAUUACUUUGGUGUGAUUUCCGAACGAUUGGAAUGGUUGAUCAACCUGCACUGCAAAGACAACGACAUAAGGGAAAAAAGCAAAUUCAAGUCGCUGAUAUACAAGAAAAGUAUGAUGUCGCUAGCAUCGCCGGGAGAACCAGUUGGUUUAUUGGCAGCACAGUCCAUUGGAGAACCAUCCACCCAGAUGACAUUGAACACAUUCCAUUUUGCCGGACGAGGUGAAAUGAACGUGACACUUGGUAUCCCUAGACUGAAGGAAAUCCUAAUGACAGCAUCAAAGCAACUCAAAACGCCGUCGAUGGAUAUUCCGUUUAAGGCGGGCACAACACCACGAAUGGCUGAAAAACUUCGGUUGAAGUUGAUCCGUGUGACAGUGGCGGAUGUUUUGGAAUCGGUUAAAGUGAAAACCUACAUAUCGCUUUCGGCGGGACGAGUUCGAAAGUGCGUGUUGAAGUUCAACUUCCUCGAACGAGACCUGUACCGAGAUGAGUAUUGCGUUAAGCCGAAACACAUUCGUGGCUAUGUCGAGAAGAAGUUCUUCAAGUCCAUGUUCAGAGCAAUCGAAAAAUCAUCGGACGCUGAACCAAACAUCGUUAAAAGCAAAAAAGUGGCAAACACAAACCGAGGUGCCGAAGAUGGUGAUGAGGACGAAGCUGAUGGGGAUGAAGAUGAAAAUGUUGAAGGCGGAAAAGAUCGCUAUCAAGGAUUGUCGGGAAGUGAGGCAUCGGAUAAUGAGGAUGAUGACGCUGGUGCUGCUAAAAAGAAACGACAAAACGACGACGAACAAGACUACGAUGAAUCGGAAAAUGAAUCUGGAGACGAGCCAGAUGAUCAAGACGACAGCAAGGAUAACGACAUCGAUGAAAUCAUGCCGAGUAGAAUGGAAGAGGGUGGAGUUUCGGAAAUUGAUUACAAGAAUGCUAGAGAGUAUGUGCUGAGCACUUACAGUAACGUCAAGGAAUAUGAAUUCGAUAAGGACAAUGAGCUGUGGUGCAAGUUGACUUUCGAUUUACCGCUGACCAGCAAAAAUAUUGAUUUUUCAACGCUUCUGCGGGAAGUGGCUCGCACGUCUGUUAUACACGAGGUGAAGGGUAUUAAACGAGCCAUUACUCAUCCCAAGGAUAAAGACUUGAUACUGCGAACGGAUGGUAUCAACAUAACGGAAAUGUUCAAAUACGACGAAAUUUUGGAUUUGAAUCGUCUGUACACCAACGACAUUCAUACGGUGGCAAUGACCUAUGGCAUUGAAGCGGCAACUCGAGUCAUUGUCAGGGAAAUUCAGUUUCUCUUUUCCCAAUACGGAAUUGUGGUUGAUCCUCGACAUUUGCUACUGAUUGCUGAUUAUAUGACAUUUACCGGUCGUUUCCAACCACUGAGUCGUGAAGGAAUGAAAUAUUCAGCGUCAUCCCUGCAACGGAUGUCGUUUGAGGCUCCCAUUCAACCGUUACAAUCGGCUACAGUUUUCAAUUACUCAGAUAAUUUGGAUUCGCCGGCCAGUCGUAUCAUGGUUGGCAAGCCAUGCCAAGGAGGAACUGGAUUGUGUUCGAUAAUUUUCAAAAAUACGCAAGUGACGAAUAAGAAAAAUUGUUAAAACUGUGGAGUGGAAUGUCGUAAAUGAUUGAUAUGAAAACGAAUUAAAUAGAAAAUCGAAUUUCAUCA
This is a messenger RNA of Bradysia coprophila, 5063 nucleotides long. RefSeq names its product RNA polymerase I subunit RpI1 (gene Polr1A). Gene Ontology annotation, molecular function: DNA binding. Gene Ontology annotation, cellular component: RNA polymerase I complex. Gene Ontology annotation, biological process: DNA-templated transcription. Lineage: Eukaryota; Metazoa; Arthropoda; Insecta; Diptera; Sciaridae. The record is from RefSeq and is a predicted model, not a curated record.